Messenger RNA from Lachancea thermotolerans CBS 6340, 879 nucleotides. RefSeq names its product alpha-soluble NSF attachment protein SEC17 (gene SEC17). Bases 1 to 879 code for a protein of 292 amino acids. Gene Ontology annotation, biological process: intracellular protein transport; SNARE complex disassembly. Gene Ontology annotation, molecular function: soluble NSF attachment protein activity; syntaxin binding. Gene Ontology annotation, cellular component: vacuolar membrane; SNARE complex. The record is from RefSeq and is a predicted model, not a curated record. Lineage: Eukaryota; Fungi; Ascomycota; Saccharomycetes; Saccharomycetales; Saccharomycetaceae. The transcript has 2 exons.
AUGUCCGACCCCCAGGCGCUUGUACAGAAAGCCAGAAAGAAGGCUCAACCCUCGUCCGGGUUUUUCAAGCUCUUCGGCGCCUCCGACUCCUACAAGUUCGAGGAGGCCGCAGACCUCUUCGUCGAGGCCGCCAACCUCUACAAGCUGCGCCGCGAGCUCGAGCCCGCCGGCGAGCUCUUCCUCGAAGCCGCGUCCUGCCAGAUCAAGGCCGGCAACGACGACGAGGCCGGCAACACCUACGUCGAGGCCUUCAAGGCCUUUAAGGCCGGCGCGUCGCCCUCCAAGGCCUGCGACGCGCUGAACCGCGCCAUCGAGAUCUUCACCCGCAGGGGCCAGUUCCGUAGGGGCGCCAACUUCAAGUUCGAGCUCGCCGAGAUCCUCGAGUCUGACCUCCACGACUUCCCGCACGCCAUCGACGCCUACGAGGCCGCCGCCGACUGGUACGCCCAGGACCAAGCGCUCGCGCUCGCCAACAAGGCCUACCUCAAGUGCGCGGACCUCAAGGCCCUCGACGCCCGCUAUAUCGAGGCCUGCGACGUCUACCGCAAGGUCAUCGCCAACUCCGUUGGCAACAAGCUCAGCCAGUGGUCCCUCAAGGACUACUACCUCAAGACCGCACUCUGCUACCUCGCGGCCGACGACCAGGUCGCCGCGCGCCGCACCGAAAGUGAGGCCCUCGCGGAGGACUCCAACUUCGCGGGCUCGCGUGAGCACGACCUGCUAGCCGCCUUGCUGGAGGCGUGCUCCGAGGGCGACGCCGAGAAGCUCAGCGCCAAGGUUUACGAGUUCGACCGCUUUUCCAAGCUCGACAAGUGGAAGACCACCAUCCUGCUCAAGAUCAAGGACACCAUCGCCACCGCCGACGACGAUCUGUUGUAG